AAAUUUGUAAUUUGGGUUGUGUGAAAACUUCUUUGGGCCUUAUAAACAACCACAGAACCACAAGUUGGGGAGGCUGGCAGUGUCAGAAGACUGCGCCCGGCAUAGUGGUCAGCAAGCAGGACGAAUCACACUGCCUGCAAACCACAGGGUUUCGUAGAGUGGUGAAAGAAAUCAUUGAACCCCCUGCCUUCAGAAGAGGGUGCAUUUUCAGGAGGAAGCGAUGGCUUCAGACAGCAUAUUUGAGUCAUUUCCUUCGUACCCACAGUGCUUCAUGAGAGAAUGUGUACAUGGAAUGAAUCCAUCUAGAGAUGUUCACGAUGCCAGCACGAGCCGCCGCUUCACGCCGCCUUCCACCGCGCUGAGCCCGGGCAAGAUGAGCGAGGCGCUGCCGCUGGGCGCCCCGGACGCCGGCGCCGCCCUGGCCGGCAAGCUGAGGAGCGGCGACCGCAGCAUGGUGGAGGUGCUGGCCGACCACCCCGGCGAACUGGUGCGCACAGACAGCCCCAACUUCCUCUGCUCCGUGCUGCCCACGCACUGGCGCUGCAACAAGACCCUGCCCAUCGCUUUCAAGGUGGUGGCUCUGGGAGAUGUCCCUGAUGGCACUCUGGUCACUGUGAUGGCGGGCAAUGACGAAAACUACUCAGCUGAACUGAGAAAUGCCACCGCAGCCAUGAAAAACCAAGUUGCGAGAUUCAAUGACCUCAGGUUUGUCGGUCGGAGUGGAAGAGGGAAAAGCUUCACUCUGACCAUCACCGUCUUUACAAAUCCACCGCAAGUUGCCACUUACCACAGAGCCAUCAAAAUCACCGUGGAUGGACCCCGAGAACCUCGAAGACAUCGUCAGAAACUAGAUGAUCAGACCAAGCCCGGGAGCUUGUCCUUUUCCGAGCGGCUCAGUGAACUGGAGCAGCUGCGGCGAACAGCCAUGAGGGUCAGCCCACACCACCCAGCCCCCACACCCAACCCUCGGGCCUCCUUGAACCACUCCACUGCCUUUAACCCUCAGCCUCAGAGUCAGAUGCAGGACACAAGGCAGAUCCAGCCAUCCCCACCGUGGUCCUAUGAUCAGUCCUACCAGUACCUGGGAUCGAUAGCCUCCCCUUCCGUACACCCGGCAACACCCAUCUCACCUGGACGGGCCAGUGGCAUGAGCACCCUCUCUGCAGAGCUUUCCAGUCGACUCACAACGGCCCCCGACCUGACGGCCUUCGGCGACCCGCGCCAGUUCCCCGCGCUGCCCUCCAUCUCAGACCCUCGCAUGCACUACCCCGGCGCCUUCACCUACUCCCCGACGCCCGUCACGUCGGGCAUCGGCAUCGGCAUGUCGGCCAUGAGCUCGGCCACGCGCUACCACACGUACCUGCCGCCGCCCUACCCCGGCUCGUCGCAGGCACAGGGCGGCCCCUUCCAGGCCAGCUCGCCCUCCUACCACCUGUACUACGGCGCCUCGGCCGGCUCCUACCAGUUCUCCAUGGUGGGCGGCGAGCGAUCGCCUCCGCGUAUCCUGCCGCCCUGCACCAACGCCUCCACGGGCUCGGCACUGCUCAACCCCAGCCUCCCGAACCAGAGCGACGUGGUGGAGGCCGAGGGCAGCCACAGCAACUCGCCCACCAACAUGGCGCCCGCCGCGCGCCUCGAGGAGGCCGUGUGGCGGCCCUACUGAGGGCCCUGUGGCGGCCGGGCGGGAGGAGCGCCCCGGCCCAGGCCCAGCCUUCGCCCCGGAGAGCCCGCGGGGGUGAGGUCUGCGGCCGGCGCCUUGGGGGUAGGGGGGGCGCCCCUGCGAACUGGGUCCUGGGAUCUCGCUCCGUGCCCACCAGGCCCCCGGGGCCGCCUGGGCCCUCGAGGCCGUGCGGAGCGUCCGGAGCGCCGUGGCUGUGGGCCCCGCUCACCUUUUCUGAACCUGACCCAACCUGAGGGUGUCCGCUUCGCCAGCGCGCGGACGCGUCGUAAGGCAAACAGGAAGAUUCCCAGAGGGAAACUGUGAAUGCUUCUGAUUUAGCGAUGCUGUGAAUAAAAGAAAGAUUUUAUACCCUUGACUUCACUUUUUAACCAAGUUGUUUAUUCCGAAGAGUGGAAUUUUGGUUGGGGUGGGGGCGGGGAAUGCAACUCCUCUUGUUUGGUAUCUAAUUCAUAUUUUUUAAUUUUCUUUUCCAGCACCUUAUAAAUUGCAAAAUGCGUAUUUGUAUUUGGGGUGGUGUGUGUGUGUGUGUGUGUGUGUGUGUGUGUGUGUGUGUGUGUGUGUCUAUAUAUAUAUAUAUAUAUAUGUAUAUAUAUAUAUUUGAGCUUGCUUCUUGCUUUAACAAUUGAAAGAAAUAUGAUUCCUUUUUCUCUAAGUUUUAUUUAACUUUUCUUUUGGACUUUCGUGUAGUUGUUCUUUUGAGAAACAGCUACAGCUUUGGGUCAUUUUCAACUACUGUAUUCCCACAAGGAAUCCCUAGAUAUUUAUGUAUCUUGAUGUUUAGACACUUACUUAUGUGUUGAUACUUUUUUUAUUAUUUAAAUGUACUUAUAUUAAGAAGAAAAAUAUCAAGUACUACAUUUUUGUUUUUGAUAGUAGCCAAAGUUAAAUGUAUCACAUUGAAGAAGGCUGGGAAAAAAGGGUGGGCAAUGUGAUGACUUGGUUAUCUAAAUAUUGUUUACAUUAAACUCCCUUUCAUGUUAAUCAAACGAGUUGGUAGCUAAUGCAGCAAUGUUUUUAAUACGCUUUUUUAGAUACUGAGGGUCACUUGAAGGAUCUGAAGUAUGGAAUUUUCUGCCAAGCUCAACAAAGGGUCUCAUAUCUGACUCCCUCUCUUCAAACAGAGAAAGUCAAAUCUGGUUCCAGGAGGUUCAGAUAGAUGCCAAAGAUUGCACCUCUGGAGAGGAUUUAUUUUCUGCCUAGGGGUUUGUUCCCUCCACGGCUCUUGAUAAUUUCAGACAUGCUUUGUAACCAUUGAAUCCGAAGUAAGCUAUGCAGAAGAGCAGUAUCCACAUGGAAACUGAAUGAAUGGAUUUAUGGGUUCCUUAACUGCUCCCUUCUGGGGUGGUAAGGCGAUCAUCUGAAUCCAGAAUUCAGAUUUUUUAGCUCCAAAAAAAUACUCCUAUUUGAUACAGUACCUGUUCGUUGAAGCAGAUAAAACUUGUGGCUGUCCCCCCAAGGCUGGGAGUGGAAGAAACCAGACCCGGUGCUUUUGAUGCCUGAAGGUGUCCAGCUGAAUUUUCAUAGGGUGAGCUCAGAGGAGACCUGAACAGGACAGUUUUCCUUUGUGUGUCUCGAUGGAGUCACAUGGGAAAACAUUGCCCCUUCCUGUGCCGGACUCCAUCCCAUGCUGCUGAUUCAGCAUCUGUCUUUGCAUUGCUUUCCCCAGGCUGAGACCCUACCUAACAGGGUGUGUGCACUUCUAUCCGUGCAUCAGCAUGACAGGAAAGUUUCAUGUCACUGCUGCCCAUGGCUACAAUUCAAAAGUAUCCAAUGUCACUGUAAAUUUUAUGGCACUAUUUUUAUUGGAGAAUUUGGUCAGAAUGCAGUUGUUGUACAACUCAUAAAUACUAACUGCUGAUUUUGACAUACGUGUGCUCAAAAUGAUCUGGUUGUUAUUUAAUGUACCUCUUAAAUUAGUUGAAAUGAUUUCAGGUCAACUCUGAAGAGUAUUUGAAAGCAGGACUUCAGAACAGUGUUUGAUUUUUAUUUUAUAAAUUUAAGGAUUCAAAUUAGAAAGAUCUUUGGCUGCAGGCAGCAAAACAGCUGGUCUUAUUUAAAACAACUUGUUUUUGAGUUUUCUUAUAUAUAUAUAGAUAGAUUAUUUGUUUUACACAGAUGCAGUAGCACUUUGGUAAGAAUUAAAGAGUAAAGCAGUUUGUGUUGUCAGGUCAUUCUUAUCUAGAAAAGAGCUAAAACAGAUCUUGGAGAAACUCAGAAUAUAUUCAUUUUCGUUUUCGAUGGGAUUUUCUGUCCGCGAUUCAAUUUGAUGUUUUAUUCUGUAUUAUAUUUUUGCAGCAAAAUUCCCCUUAAAUGUCACUAAAUUGAAAAAUUUUAUUUUUAAAAAGGACCUUUGGCCCCUUCACCCCAAAUCAAACCUAAGUGUUCUUUUCAGCACAUGUUGCCGUAUCUGACCUGACAAAACAUUGGGGGAAAAUGAAGGAAAAAAAAAUUUAUAUUUUUCAGUUCAUUUCUGGUACCUGAAGAUAUUCCAACUCAAAACCAGCCUAAUGCCCUAGAAGGGGAUGGGUGAAUCCUCACAUUGAAUCAAUCAAAGGCAUGUAGGAGGAGGGCAUGUCACUUCGUUGGAGACCCAUGGGUUUGCCCAGUCAAGAGUUUCACAGACCCUUAACCAGCAUAUGUAGUACUUAAUCGUUCCAGAAAAAAAUUAAAUCAAACUUUAAUUGUUUUGGAGAUAGGCUUCACAUCACACUUAAUGCUUUUUCACCCCAGAGAAAUUGCAUUCAUUGCCUUCAGGUAAAUUAAGGUGGUCCUUUAAUCAAGGACACCCUUAAGCCAAUAAUACAAUAACUGGAUGUAUCUGGGAGCAUUGGUCCAAGAGAAGAAAGAUUAAGCCAUUUCUACUCCUUGUUCAUGCCUUUAUUUAUAAUGUCAACAUGGACAUAUAUUUUCAUUCUUUUUGGUUUUCUCACUAUAUUCCUUAUAUGACUUAUAUUUCUUACAUGGCCUAUAUUUCUUUCUUUCUCUGGCCCCCUAAUACCUCCGUUUCUCUUCCCCUCCCUCCGCCAAACCCCUUCUCCCUCCUCCAUUCUCUCGCAUACACACCCCCAACUUCAUACCAAAUGUCCAGAACACGAGGAGCUGCAGGUCUCCUCCCUUUACAUAAAGGAACAUGGUGAGUCAGCCUUUCUCCUGCUCGUCGCGGGUUUCUUCCAGCAGAACAGAGACAUUGCCAACCAUUUUGGAUCUGCUUGCUGUCCAAGUGCAGCAACAGAAGCCUUCCUGGACAAAUUACAAUCAGCAAGUUAGUAGACGGGCUUUCUGCUGCCUUGCGUUUCUGUGCAGUAAACAGAAAUGCUCUGAUUGGAAAGGAAAUGAAUGGUUUCACUCAAAUGUCCCGCAAUUGAGGAUUGCAGGUUUCUGUCUGAAAACCUGCUUCCUUAGGACAUUCCGUCCUGGUGAUUUUUGUUUUUGGUGGUUUUUGUUUUCUGGGGGUACAACAUGUUUGGGGUCUUUUAUACAUGAAAAAUCAGUUAACAAUAAUCUCAGAAAGCGUUUUUUACAUCUGAACAAAAUGCCUGUUUGUUUACCUACAGUAUACAAUCAUUUGGGGUUUUUGUUUGUCUGUUUGUUUGGAGUUUUUCCCCUCCCUUUGGCCAGAUCAGUAUUGAUGAAGCUGAUCCUUUGGCCUUUUUUUUUCCUUCCAGAAGAGUUGCAUCAACAAAGUUAAUUGUAUUUAUGUAUGUAAAUAGAUUUUAAGCUUCAUUAUAAAAUAUUGUUAAUACCUGUAAUAACUUUUUUUUUCAAUUUUUUGUGUGUGUUUCUAAGGACUUUUUCUUAUGUUUGCUAAAUACUGUAGACGAAAAAUGCUUCUUUCUACUCUGUUUAUUUUAGACUUAAAAAUGAGCUACUUUUUAUUCACUUUUGUAAAGAGCUAAUAGCAUGGUUCCAAUUUUUUUUUUAAGUUCACUUUUUGUUCUAGGGGAAAUGAAUGUGCAAAAAAAAAAAAAGAACUGUUGGUUAUUUGUGCUAUUGUGGAUGUAUAAAAAUCAAUGGAAAAAAAUAAACUUCCAAAUUGAAAUGACAGUAAAACAUAUCUAUUGAAAAAGUAA
Molecule: messenger RNA, 5751 nt
Organism: Ailuropoda melanoleuca (giant panda)
Lineage: Eukaryota; Metazoa; Chordata; Mammalia; Carnivora; Ursidae
Gene: RUNX1
Product: RUNX family transcription factor 1
Exons: 9
Coding region: 221-1663 (480 amino acids)
Biological process (GO): hemopoiesis; regulation of cell differentiation; regulation of transcription by RNA polymerase II
Cellular component (GO): nucleus
Molecular function (GO): ATP binding; RNA polymerase II cis-regulatory region sequence-specific DNA binding; DNA-binding transcription factor activity, RNA polymerase II-specific
Source: RefSeq, a predicted model, not a curated record